Molecule: messenger RNA, 2045 nt
Organism: Triplophysa dalaica
Lineage: Eukaryota; Metazoa; Chordata; Actinopteri; Cypriniformes; Nemacheilidae
Product: CD82 antigen
Exons: 9
Coding region: 182-1237 (351 amino acids)
Cellular component (GO): membrane
Source: RefSeq, a predicted model, not a curated record
AGGUCUCCAGGAAACCAUUAUACAAACAGAUGGUUCAUGCGAAGUGGAUAUUUGAUCCAGGAAAAUAAAAGGAAUGUUUAAAGCUGGACAUUUUGGUAGUUAACGUUUACUUUACUCUGCAAUUUUGCUUUAUAAGGAUAGCUGAUUUACCAAUAAAGCUGUGGAAGUUGUUGACGAGAAAAUGAAAGCUGACGACAAACUUCAGAUCCUGAAGUUCUUUCUGAUGCUUGUCAAUUCAGUCUUCCUGAUUCUUGGCAUCAGCAUUUUUGCGUGUUCUGCUUGGAUCCUGUUCGAUACAAACAACUUUAUAAGGGUAUUAAGUGCUGGAGAGGACAUCAGACUGGUGGCUGGGGCGCUUUUUUUCAUUGGACUGGUUGUGGUCUGUGUGUCUCUGCUGGGUUGUACUGGUGCCUGUAUAGAGAACAGAUGUUUGAUCGUAUUUUAUCUGGGUUUCUUAAUUAUCAUCAUACUGGGGCAGAUUUUUGUCACCUUUGUGCUAUUAAUAAGAAGACAAAGUAUCGAGCAAUAUUUGACCAACGGUGUGGAUGAAAUCAUUAUGGAAUAUGGAGGAAAUGAAACACAAACAUCAUGGAACCUUCUAGACAGCGUGCAGACUUCUGCAAAGUGCUGUGGUAGGUCGACACCAGAUGAAUGGAGGAACAAUAGUGUUAUUUGGUCUCUGAAUGGGACAGACAUCUACCCGUGCUCCUGUUUCAAUGAUACCUGCCCUUCAAUCCACCAAACAGACAGUUUUGGAAAGGGUUCAAAUAUCCACAAGAUGGGCUGUGAGACAAUUCUCAGAGAUUGGCUGGACGCAAACAUAAUUGUCAUAUUUGGGAUGGAUGCUGGACUUCUGUUGAUUCAGGUGCUGCAGUUUAUCUUCGGUGUUCACACCUACAAAUGCGUCGGCCGCAAGAGGAGACAGCUGCAUCCGAGUAAACUGCUGAACGCCGUGGAGGAGAGCCCUUCAUCAGUGCCCGUUCACCAGCAGUAUGAAGGCCAUCAGCCUGUAGACCUACAGAUGGAUAUUGGACAUGACAACGGUGGAUACGUUCACGUUGGCUACGAUCACGGCGGAUACGUUCCUGAAAAUUAUGACCAGUAUCACAAUGGUGAACCGUUUUAUGAACCAGACUACAGUCAAGCUUACAACACACCUAUCCACCUGGAAAACCAGCAAGGCAACUAUGAUCAGCAUUAUGUUCACCAUCAGGGAUACAGCGGCGAUGACUACUAAGGCCAGAACUCUUCUCUCGUGUAAUCUGAUCAGAUUGGGACGGGCCAAUUUUAGCUCUCUUGAAAAGAGUAAGCUUAUGUCUACAUUUGACCAAAGACACCUAAUACCUUCACACUUCUUCAAACAGGUCGGCGCUUGUUCUCAGGAGUAUCAUUUGUCAUUUUAAAACAACCAGCAUCUCUUUCUCAAAGAGUUCAUUCCAAACCGCUCACUUCAUAGGAUUUCUUUCAUCAGCAGAUUUGUGAACGUCAGGGUUUUGGCGAUGACAGACAACCUACUUUUUUCAAGCAGACCUUUUUUGAUCUCCAUUUAUUUGAAUGCCCCUUUACAAGUUGACAUAUAUUGUAUAACUGUAGAAGUUUAAUUGUAUAAAAAUACUGACCUGAAAUCCUAAAUGACAAAGACACAUAUUAUAAACAUUUUCAAACACUGACAUACGUAUGCAAAAAGGCACACAACAUGUAUGCAUUUCAUUGCAUAGAUUACAAAAUAUCAAACCAAUAUCUGUCAAUACAUUAUGAUCAGAAGUAGUUUCACAUUUCCAGAUGUAUGAAGUCAGUUUAAGGAUACACAAAUAACCUUCAACUAACUCACCAGAUGAACUACGGAGAUAUUUCACAAUGUCUGACAACCAGAAAGUGUCUAAAUACUUUGUUAAUUGUUAACUUUAGUUUAUGCCAUAUUCUGUUAUAUAAUACAAAUGGCACUCAUACAGUUAAACUGGCUUAAAUGUGAUAAUGCUUUGUAAGUUGUAUUGAUGAAUAUGUAUACAUUAGUACUCUUUUUAAAUAAAAAAACCCCAAAUAUA